Messenger RNA from Nilaparvata lugens (brown planthopper), 1317 nucleotides. RefSeq lists its product as uncharacterized. The coding region runs from base 145 to 1317 and encodes 390 amino acids. NCBI's taxonomy places the organism in Eukaryota, Metazoa, Arthropoda, Insecta, Hemiptera, Delphacidae. The record is from RefSeq and is a predicted model, not a curated record. The transcript is spliced from 9 exons.
AUAUUCUAUAUAACGUAAUUAGAAUUUUGAAUUAUUUAUUAGUCGUUGCCAGUUGCCAUGGAGAUUUGAGGUUAGUUAAAAUCAAAACCAACUUUCUUGACUUAUUGCAAAGUUUUUAAUGUAUAAUUGUAAUAUUCUAAUUCAAUGGAUAAAGAUCGUGUAGAAUUGAUUGAUAAAAAUGAUGAAGUUAUCCCGCUAUCACCAACUGUUGAUGAGUUUGAUGAAACAGAAUUCAUUGGAGAUAUUUCACCAAACGCCAAAAACUCGGCUUGGAAAGACUCGAACAAUCAGGAAGAAAAGGAGAAAACAUUAUUGGACAGCGAACAUGGGAAAGUAACGGUGGAAUCGGCGAGUAAAGCUAGUACGCCUGCGUCAGCAAAAAAAGAAAGACUGCCUCCUCUUUCAAAGCUCUCCUCUCCUCGUGGUAAUGUUGACGAGAUUCAACAGGUUGGCACGGAUGAUGGCAAGUCAAUGGAUAAGAAACAGCAGCACCUGGAAGAGCCAAAGAGCAGUCGAAGGCAGUCGGUCGGUGAUUGGUCGAUUGAUAGUGGGCGGAGUCUCACCUCCCAAUCAGACAGUCGCUCUUACCGGGAAAGACUCAGAGAUCGUUUUCAAAACAAGGAUCGACCUGGUGGUGGAACGUCAGUGGCGUCGUCUCAGUCAUCUUUUUGGCAGCGUCGUCUCAAACAAAAGUCGCCUGUUGUCUCCAAAUAUGAUGAUUUUUUUCGCAAGGAAGAAGAAGAGAUAAGUGCCGCUUUAGAAAAACAUCAAGAAAUGAGAGUCAAAUGGCAGAAAAUGGAUCACUUGUCAUCUGAGGCAGAAGAGUCCUAUAACUUUUUCACUAAAGUUUGGGAUGAAGAAACAGAAGAAAUAAAAGAAGAAAAACAGAAGAUGUCUCCACCAGCAGGGGAUGACGUGGAAACAGAAGAGCAAACGAGGCUUUUAGCGAGUGACUUUCUCGGUUUACCGCAUGAGAGCAGCUCUGUCCUGGAUCCCUAUGUCUUGCCCCAAGUUGAAGACUCCACUAUGCAACUGCAGAUGGAGGAUGAAAUAUAUUUUUAUCCCACCAAUGACCCUGUUCCUCUAGAAGACAAAAUAGACGGAGAUGUGCCGAUAAGACGAUUAGAAGAAGAGGGAUUAUUUGUUGGCGAUCCGCCGCAGAUUCCGCUGAGCUGGCAAAACAGAGAGCGCUCCUUCCAUACAUGUGACGUCACAUCUUGGAAGUGCGGUGAAGAAAAAUCUUAUCGUUUGGGAGGUAUGUGUCGGAUCGUGCCGUAUGAUGAUGUGCUGAGGACUGAACGUGCUUCAUUUAUGUGA